Chaetomium fimeti is the source of this 1383-nucleotide messenger RNA. Its product is annotated as Alpha/Beta hydrolase protein. The coding region runs from base 343 to 1248 and encodes 301 amino acids. The record is from RefSeq and is a predicted model, not a curated record. The transcript has a single exon. Gene Ontology annotation, molecular function: feruloyl esterase activity. Lineage: Eukaryota; Fungi; Ascomycota; Sordariomycetes; Sordariales; Chaetomiaceae.
CCCAUGUUCCAAGUUUCGACUUCCCUGAAUCAACGUGUAUCUGUAAGAUGCGCACAAAUCAGCGUUGGCGACAAUUGCCAAGCACGUCGUAUCAUCAUGUCAUUAUCUCCCUUUCCCAGGCAGAGUUUUGACAAUGAUAGGCUGGGAUGGAAGUUUAUUCCCCGUGAAGCUCUGAAAAGUGUUGGUAGUGUAACGCCAGGUGAAUUGUCCAGCAAUAAGUCGCAUUUUUAUUCCAUGUCCAGAGUUCGGGGACAGAGCCGACCUGGUGACUUAUAUUAAGGUGGUGUUUCCGCUCCCUUUUUGUUACUUCCCCCCGAACUUGGAACAACAAAGCCUCACACCAUGCUCUCUUCCCACUCCUUUCCACUUUGGCUCCUCGCCGCUUCAUCAGCCUUGGUGUAUGCCUCGCCGGCUAUUACUCGGCCUGAUGCCGGCAACAUCAUCGAGCGAGCCGCGGCCGCAAGUUCUUCAGGAUGCGGCAAAGAGCCAUUCUCUUCUGGCACGAAGUCGGUCACGGUGAACGGCAAGGAUAGACAAUUCAUCGUGCGGGUCCCGAACAACUACGAUCAGACCAAGCCGUACAAGCUCAUCUUUGCCUUCCACUGGGUCGGGGGCACUAUGCAAGACGUUUCGAGUGGCGGUACCGACAAGGAGUUGUGGGCAUAUUACGGCAUGCAGCGCAGCGCUGAGGAGACGGCCAUCCUAGUGGCACCACAGGGUCUUAACAACGGUUGGGCCAACUCGGGAGGCGAGGACAUUGCGUUUGUCGACGCCAUGGCACAGUACAUCGAGGACGCACUCUGCGUCGACCAACAGCAGCGCUUCAGCAUCGGCUUCUCAUACGGCGGUGCCAUGACCUAUGCCAUCGCCUGCGCGCGCGCUAAGGACUUCAAGGGCGUUGCUGUCAUCGCUGGCGGACAACUGUCUGGGUGCGAUGGGGGCAACGAUCCCGUCGCGUACCUUGGGAUCCACGGAAUCAGCGACGGCACUCUGAACAUUGCCGGCGGCCGUGGCCUACGUGACCGCUUCGUGAAAAACAACGGUUGCGCAAACACAAACGCACCCGAGCCGGGGCAAGGCAGCGGCACACACACCAAGACAGAGUACACUGGUUGUCAGGAGGGAUACCCUGUGACCUGGAUUGCGCACGAUGGCGGUCACUGGCCUGGGGCGGUGGACAAUGGGCCUGAGAGCGGAGCGAACUCAUGGGUUCCUGGGGAGGUUUGGUCUUUCUUUUCACAGGCCUAAGUCAAGCAACAGUCAUGUAGGUAGUCAAGUUGCAUGCGGGCGAGACCGGGACUGGGUUGGCCCGGGGGCGAUUGAUAGGUAGUCUGGAGUUGUCGGGAGAUUCGAGUCACAUAAAAAAUGUAGUUGUGGUUAAAA